Molecule: messenger RNA, 2497 nt
Organism: Haliaeetus leucocephalus (bald eagle)
Lineage: Eukaryota; Metazoa; Chordata; Aves; Accipitriformes; Accipitridae
Gene: PEAK3
Product: chromosome unknown open reading frame, human C19orf35
Exons: 4
Coding region: 43-1953 (636 amino acids)
Biological process (GO): protein phosphorylation
Cellular component (GO): actin cytoskeleton; focal adhesion
Molecular function (GO): protein kinase activity
Source: RefSeq, a predicted model, not a curated record
GGGGUUGCAGUGAGUUGUGCAAGGCCGAUUCCCGGCGGUGCCAUGGCCAGCGCCGGGGGAGCCUGGGACGGGGAGCGGGAGCCGCUGCCGAGCCGGGAGAUGGAGUUGGAGCCCCUCAGGCCCCCACCGCUGCCAGGGAAAACUCAGAGGGCUGUCAUGCAGGCACGGGGCAGCCUGCGCACCCGCAGCUGCAGCCUGGACCUGGGUGCCCCUGGACUGCCUGGCCCCAUGCCGAACACCCCGGGGGGCUGCCCGCCUCGGCGCCCCGACUCAGCCCUCAUCUACAGCAACGUGGGAGAGCUGCGAGCCCACCUCGUCCCCUGCAAGGCUAGCCGAGGGGAAGGAGCCGGGAGACCCCUCUCUCAGCCCAACCGAGACCCCCUGCCUCCCCCCUUGCCAAAAAAACAGCUCCAGCGAGCGGAGUCCCUCCCGGAGCAGGGGCCAUCCCAGCACCAUCGGGGCAACAAUCCCACGUCAUGGGCCAGCAGCAUCCUCUACAGCAUCCCACCAAACGGGGAGGGGGCUCCCAGCUCCAUCCCACCAUGGGACAGACCCUCCUGGGGCCCUAAGAAGCCCCUGACCAAGUCCCAAAGCCUGGGGGAAUCGGUGGCCUGGAGCAGCCUGCAAAAAAACCCAUUGCCCAGCCUGGCGGAGCUGACGUUCGGGAUGGCAGACAGAGAGCUGGGGCAGCUCCUGCAGCUCCUGGAGAGCCCUGCCGGGGUGUGCGGGGUGGUGUUGGGGUGCCAGGCGGCUGCCCUGGCCCGGCUUUCGGCUCGAAUCCAGGAGGAGCUCAUAGGACCGGAGGAGCAGCAGCAGCUGCUGGAGGCAGAGCUGGCAGGGAAGAGCUGGGCAGCAUUCAGCAUCCUGGACCGGGAGCCAUGCUGCGAAAGCAGGGAUGCCUGGUAUUUCCGAGUGGGCUUUGCUUUUGAGCAAACCCAGCUGGUGGUUGCGGCCAAGGUCCCCAAGCCGUGCUGCACCAGCCUGGGAGUGCAGAGCUCCCUUGGGGCACACUGCAGCAUCCAGCACCUGGUCGGCCGCUUCACUGACCGCCUCCCUCAGGAGCUGGUGCUCCCGGGAAGCCCUGGGGAACAAUCACCUUCCAGAGAGGACCCAGCCCGUCUUGCCACCCGCCCUGUCCUGCAGGUCCUCAUUUCUCCUGAGGUUCCCUACCAGACCCUGGCAGGCUUUGUGAAGGGAUCCCACGGUUUGCACAGGACCAGCCCUGGGCACUACGAACGCCUGGCUUGCCUCCUCCUCUUGCAGGUAUGCAUGGGGCUGGAGCAUCUCCGGGUGCAGAAUGUGGGGCAGGGGGACCUCUGCCCCGAGAAUCUGCUGCUGGUGCAGUGCCCGUGUCCUCCCCGGAGCCAGCAAGGCAAGGAGGCAUCCCUGGGGCUGUCCCUUCCAAGGCUGCUCAUCAGCAGCUUCUUCAAGCUUAAAGACAAGCGAAGAACUUCUUCUACCAGCCAAGAGCAGGACUGGACCAAGGGGCUUGCUGUACCACCUUCCCCAGUGGCAGAUGAGCUGAAUGUAGGCAUGCUGAUCUAUCAAAUCUUGCAUGUGGACAUCUCUCUGGAGAACGCCUUGGGGUUCAGAAGCAAUAGACUUCCUGAAAUCCCUUCCCGGUCCAUCUAUUCCACUGGACUCAAGCAUCUGGCCAUGCUGCUUCUCCACAGAGAUCCCUGCAAGAGGGUCUCCAUCGAGCAGGCAAGGAGCAUCCUGCAGGUCCUGCUCUGGGGGCCUCGCCAGGAGCUCUUUGCCAGGAGCAAGAAAACCCUCACCCUGCUCCGGAGCUGGGUGGAGGUGAAGAGGGCUCUGCUGCUCCUGAAGUUUGCGGAGAAUUCGGCUGGGGUGGUGGGGAGCCCCAGCCUCGAGGAGUGGCUGUGCUGCCAGUACUUCAAGGAGGUCACCGAACACACGCUCUACCAAGUCACCCAGGCUCUCUACACUCCCUAAAGGCAAGCUGAAGUUCAGCCCACCCGAAAGGUCUCCUCGAAGCCAAGAGCCCACGAGGACCUGGGCAAACCCACCAGCUCACAAGGAACCCAAGGGUCCUGGCUGGGAAAACACUGUUUGUGAACCCAAACCCGCUUCCCCUACAGCACAUGAAUGAUGAAGCUGGGACCAAACUCCCACCCGUGGCUCCCACAAUGCAGGAUGUGUUUUUACACCCUCAACCAAUUUUUGUUUGAUACUGUGAAUCUAGUUUAUUGGAGCAUCUCAGGAAAGACGGCUGGAUGGAAGCCACAGGAUCAAGCGCCAAUUUAGUGGCUGAUUAUCCUGAGUAACGUUUAUGGGGCUUAGACUUCGCACAAAACCCCCUCAGACCCCUCCUGCGGCCAUGAGGCUUUCACUGUUUUAAGUAACAAUGCAAAGCCACACAUUACAGUUCACCUUAAUGCACCGUUAGCAAAGGAGAAAUACAAUACCUCAUACAGCCUGCUCUUUUUAGAAACAAUUUGUGGCAUAGUCACAAAUAUAAAUGACAUUUUAAAGGGGG